CACACGGUGCCGACCCCAUCGUCCCUGUGCUGGUGUGCAUCCCCGUGACCCUCACCGCAUCACAGUUGAUGGCUCCAGGCUUGGGAGUAGGGCGAUAGGAUGGCUUCAAAGGGUGCCGUGCCAGACAACCGAACCUUGCCCAGCAAGGAGGCGGGCCUCUUUCGGCAGCUGGCGAAGCAGUAUGAGACCAAGCAAUACAAGAAGGGCGUCAAGAAUGCUGACGCCAUUCUCAAGAAGUUUCCGGAGCACGGCGAGACGCUGGCCAUGAAGGGCCUGCUGCUCAACUGCCUGGAGCGCAAGGAGGAGGCUUACGAGCUGGUGAAGCGAGGGGUGAAGAACGACCUACGCAGCCAUGUGUGCUGGCACGUGUACGGCUUGCUGUACCGCUCCGACCGUGAGUAUGACGAGGCCAUCAAGUGCUACAAGAAUGCGCUGCGCAUGGACAAGGAGAACCUGACGGUCAUGCGCGACCUGGCGCUGCUGCAGAUCCAGAUGCGCGACCUGCCCGGCUUCCUGGAGACGCGGCAGACGCUGCUGGAGCUCAAGUCCAACAACAAGCACAACUGGAUCUCGUUUGCGCUGGCACACCACCUCAACGGGCACCACGAGGUGGCGGCCAAGGUGCUGGAGAGCUACGCAGCCACGGUGGAUGAGGAGGGGCCGGGCAGCAAUUCGUCUGAGGCGUAUGAGCACAGUGAGAUGGUACUGUACAAGGCCAUGGUGCUGGAGGAAGGCGACGGCACGGCUGCUCGGCGGCUGCGCGACCCGCUGGGUGUGAAGGAGCAGCAGGCACGGCUGCUGCUGGCGCUGGGGCGGCAGGAGGAGGCUGAGGUGGCCUACCGCCGCCUCAUCACCAUCAACACGGAAAAUUACCAGUACCACGCAGGCCUGCAGGCAGCGCUCAGGCUGCCUGCGGCGGCAGCCAACGGAAGCAGCGAGGCGGCGGGGGGGCAGCAGCAGGCUGAGGCAGCACUCAGCGAGGAGCAGCGGGCGCGGCUGGCGGGUGUGUAUGCUGAGCUGAGGCGGGAGCACCCGCACAGCGUGGCUGCCAAGCGCAUGCCGCUCGACUUCCUGGAGGGCGAUGAGUUUGUCGCGGCGGCGGAUUCAUAUGUUCGCAAGUACCUGCUGCGCGGCAUCCCCUCCCUCUUCACAGACCUGAAGCCUCUUUAUAACAGCAGCAGCAAGGCGGCGCUCCUGGGUCAGCUGUUCGAGCGGCUGGCUGGCAGCUUGCGGGUAAACGGCACGUUGCCGCCGCUUCAGGAAGACAGCAGCAGCAGCAGCAGCAGCAGCAGCGAGCAGCAGCCGGCUCCGCAGGCGCUUGUCUGGGCGCUAUUCUACCUGGCGCAGCACCAUGACCGCCUGGGUCGCACGUCAGACGCGCUGCGGCUUGUGGACGAGUGCAUCGAGCACACGCCCACACUCAUAGAGGCGUACGUGGCGAAGGCCAAGAUCCUGAAGCAUGCUGGGGAUAUGGAAAGCGCGGCGCGGGUGGCCGACGCCGCCCGACGCCUCGACCUCGCCGACCGCUACCUCAAUUGCGUGGCUGUCAAGGCGCUGUUCCGCGCAGGACAUACUGAGCUGGCGGAGUCCACGGCAGCGUUGUUCACACGGGAUGGCGAGCAGGCCAACAACCUGUUUGACAUGCAGGCCAUGUGGUAUGAAGUGGGCAGCGGGCGCGCCUACCUGGCACAGCAGCAGUACGGCAAGGCGCUCAAGCGCUUCCUGAAGGUGCAGCAGCACUUUGAGGACUUCCAGGAGGACCAGUUCGACUUCCACGGCUACUGCAUCCGCAAAAUGACGCUGCGCGCGUAUGUGAGCAUGCUGCGCAUGGAGGACCGCUUGUUUGCCCAACCCACCUACCUCAAGGGCAUCAGCGGUGCCAUCCACACUUACAUCCAGCUGCACGACCGCCCCGCAGGCGGGCAGGCGCAGGAGGAGGAGGCGCUGCUGGCGGGGAUGAGCGCAGAGGAGCAGAAGAGGUACCGCCAGAAGAAACGCAAGGAGGAGCAGCGGAAGGCCAAGGAGGCGGCAGAGGCUGCGGCCAAGGAGGCCGUUGAGGCGGCGGCGGCCGCCGCCAAGAAGGGGGACAAGGGAGAGGAGCGCAAGAAGAAGGAUGCCGAUCCCGAUGGCGAGCAGCUGGCCGCCGUGGCCGAUCCGCUGGCUGAGGCCGCCAAGCUGUUGCGGCGCCUGCGGGAGCAUGCAAGCGACAAGCUGGCGGUGCAGCAGCUCAGCUUUGAGGUGGGGGCUGGCGUGUGGUUUUGCGGAAUGCUUGACUGGGUUUGUGGUUGUAGUCUUGACUUGAAGAGCUGA
Molecule: messenger RNA, 2310 nt
Organism: Chlorella variabilis
Lineage: Eukaryota; Viridiplantae; Chlorophyta; Trebouxiophyceae; Chlorellales; Chlorellaceae
Exons: 17
Coding region: 100-2310 (736 amino acids)
Biological process (GO): N-terminal peptidyl-methionine acetylation
Cellular component (GO): cytoplasm
Molecular function (GO): protein binding; protein-N-terminal amino-acid acetyltransferase activity
Source: RefSeq, a predicted model, not a curated record